Molecule: messenger RNA, 3668 nt
Organism: Larimichthys crocea (large yellow croaker)
Lineage: Eukaryota; Metazoa; Chordata; Actinopteri; Sciaenidae
Gene: slc2a12
Product: solute carrier family 2 member 12
Exons: 6
Coding region: 198-1910 (570 amino acids)
Biological process (GO): circulatory system development; D-glucose transmembrane transport
Cellular component (GO): membrane
Molecular function (GO): D-glucose transmembrane transporter activity
Source: RefSeq, a predicted model, not a curated record
GGCUACACAAGCGUUUUUACCAAAACAAGUUGCGUGCUUGUACCGACUCGAGCGUAACUGGAGGAGUUCAGAGAAAACUUGAAGAAGAAGAAGAAGAAGAAGAAGAAGAAGUGAGCGAAUGGACCCACAAACACGAAACUAAGCUGACAACAGAGACACGACCGGGGCCUCAGGUCUGCUGUUAGAGGUGGUUGACGAUGGACCCCAACAGUGAGUCAAGGAAGACGGGCAACCCCUCCUCUGAGACUCGGAAACUGGACCCACCUGUAGGCUCAGGCUGCAGCUGGCUGGUGGUGGUGGCAGCUGUAGCAGCCUCUCUGAGUGGCCUGAUGCUGGGCUAUGAAAUGGGCCUGACCUCUGGAGUCCUGCUGCAGCUGCGUGGCCUCCUCUCCCUCUCCUGCCGGGAACAGGAACUGCUGGUCAGCUCCCACCUGUUCGGCGCUCUCCUCAUGUGUCUUGCCGGAGGUCCUAUUCUGGAUCGCUAUGGCCGUCGCUGCUCUUUGCUCCUGAGCGCCGGCCUGGUGGUCGGAGGGAGCAUCGUGCUCAUCGCCGUCACCUCACUUAUUGCACUCACGCUGGGCCGGGUGAUAGUUGGCAUGGGGACGGCGCUGUCAGGGACAGGAGCGUGUCUUUACAUUGCGGAGAUCUCGCCGAGGGAGAGGAGGGGUCUGCUGGUGACGCUGUACGAGCUGAUGUUGGUUGUUGGGGUAAUGCUGGGAUUCAGCUGUAGUUACGCCUUUGCUACUCUGCCGCAUGGCUGGGCUUAUACAUUUGGACUAGUAAUCCCCCCAGCACUGGUGCAGAUUGGUGUACUUGUGUUCCUCCCGCCCAGUCCACGCUUCCUGGUUGCACAAAGACAGGUGGAGCAGGCCAGGAAAGUGCUGGCCAGAAUGAGAGGUGGCGCUCAGGAGCAUGUGGAGCAGGAGCUCAGAGACAUCCAGGCAGGACUCAAAGAAGAAUCAGAGCACAGUUUCUGGGAGUUGUUCAGCACCAAGGCCAACUUGCGUUCACGGCUGCUAACAGGCGUGGCUUUAGUCUUCCUUCAGCAGGCUACUGGUCAGCCCAACAUCCUCUCCUAUGCUUCACCACUUCUUCGCAGUGUUGGCUUCAACAGUGACGCCGCGGCAACCUUGGCCUCCACAGGGUUUGGAGUGGUCAAAGUAGUCGGCACCAUCCCAGCAGUGUUGCUGGUCGACCGCGUGGGACCCAAGAGCUUUUUGUGCGUGGGUGCUGUCGCAAUGGGAUUGUCGUUAGUUGCACUCGGUACUUUGACACUGCAAAGCCACACUCAUCUCACGAGCCUGUGUAAAAGUCAGACUAUAUUAAACCACACGCAUACGGCGUGGGAUUUAAACAGAACCGCUAUAGACUUUGACGACAGUGACAUUUUUUCCACUCACCUCCCUGGCCAGUGGAAAAGCGAGGAGGCACAGGGGACUAACGGAGAGGAUGAGGAAAGAGGAAAGACUUACUUAGAAGUGUCUUCCUCGCUGAAGAUGGCAUCACUGAUCAGCUUGCUGGUGUAUGUGGCGGCCUUCUCCAUUAGCCUUGGACCAAUGGUGUAUGUGGUUCUCAGUGAGAUCUUUCCAAUGGGAGUCAGAGGCAGGGCUGUGUCUGUAGUGUCGGCUGUAAACUGGGCCACCAACCUGCUCAUCUCCAUGACCUUCCUCACAAUUACAGAAAAGAUUGGCGUCCCCAAUGUGAUGUUCCUCUACUCUGCCAUGAGCUUUGUUCUACUGGUGUUUGUCAUCCUCUGUAUCCCUGAGACCAAAGGUCGCACACUGGAGGAGAUAUCAAAAGAACUGGCUAAGAAGAAGCAUUUUGAGGUGAGGCUCUGUAGGCAGGUCCAGCCUCAGGAGAGCCUGAUCAACAGCAGCAGCACAUCCACAGAGAUCCCAGUAAACGCCUGACUUCUUUAACAGGCCACAACUGUACACCUCAGCUGACGGAAGGUCAAGAGCACUGUUAAGAAUUUGGGGGCACAACUCGUACAUCUCACCCACAUCUUUGUGGUUCCAGCUGGUUACUAUACUAUAAUAACGUCUGUGUCAUAUAAUUCCUUUUAGCUCCAUGCUGUAUGUAAAUGGAUUUGUGAAUGUUCUCAAAGGAAGAUAGCUCAGGGUUCUCUCUUGCUUGUUAAAGGGCAGUAAAGAAUGGUCAACAAUGAGGAGUGAGUAUGUGAUUAUAUUAGAUAUAUAUAAUAUUUAUUUAAUUCCUUUUUUGUUUACCUCUUCCCUAUUUACAAAAACAGCUCCAAUAAUGCAAAAAGGGACAUUUCCCUUCACUCCAGGACUAAAUGGACUCGCCACCAGCCAGUAUAACUGAUGAAAAGUGCUGAAACUGUACUGCUAGUUCUUUAUUUUUUUUUUUAUUAUUUUGCCUGAACAUUUACAAAAGAUUGUCUCUUUUGGAUAAUCAUGGAGAAAUCAAAGAUGUACUAAAAAAAAAAAAUCUGAUUUUGUAACCCGCAUUGGUUUUUUGCUGGUGUGCGAAUUCCUAAAACUUUAUUUAUAUGCUGCUUAUGGUCAUAUGUAAUGUAAUAACACUCAAACCAGUCAUACCAGUGUCGAUACACAGAAAUGUGUAAUGUGUGGCAUCACAGUAGUUUUAGGAAGAGCUUGGUGUCUUCUCCUUCACAUUUUAUGGGAACAAGAAAAUAAUAUAUCAACAGUCUCAGCUCACGCUCAUAUGAUAAUAAAAUUGAACUCAUCAGGUCUAGAGGUAAUAUCGGGUAGGUAAUAUGACAAAUAGUACUGCUGUAGUGUGUGAGAUGUGAUGAAACAGUGUUUGUUUUUUUUGUUUUUUAAACUUGUGUCUGUGAUGCUAAAAUUAUAUUGAGUUGAUUACCACGUUGAAUGUUGAAAGAAUGACUCAUGUGGACCUGUUCACAAUUAAAAGUUGCACAUUUUUAAAUCUUUGAUACACAUCCUGUGCAUGUAUUUGUAAAGUCUGUGACACUGAAGAUCUUCAGAGAACCAUUUUUAUAUUGUAAUGUGCUUCAUCAGGACGUGCAACAAAGUGAAAUGAGAGUAAAAACAUGAUAAUCGUGUGGUGGCCUCUUUUAGCAUUGACCUUUAUUUUUAUACAAAAUACAAAAAUUCCGAACAAGCGUCACAAAUCUUCAGUUGACACUGGUUCAAAAAGUCCAUCCUACAUACUUUAAGACAACAUGUCAAACUUUUUGUCAACAUCUUUUCCAUCAGAGGACUUUAUUAUAUACAUAGAUAUAGAUUACCCUUCACUGAGUUCCUGAUAAAAACACUCACUGUUGUUUUUUGUUGUUAAACUGAAUGAUAUUCUACCAAGUUUUUUUUUUUCAGACAAUUCAGGUACUGGUUAAUGCUGCAAGCGUGGCCUCUUUGAAUGAAUGAACACUGUUCAUGGUCUAACGUCGCUUCGAAAACUCACACGCAUGAUAUCGCCAAACGUCAUGGCCGGUGACGACGAGAAGUGCACUGCCACACAACUUUUGAGUGGCUUGCUUUUGCAAUUAUGAGUUCUUCACUUGAACAUUUACAACCCAUCUGUUUCUGUUUGUCCCGUGCAUUUACAGUGCAGUUUUAACAGUGUUUUAAAGUCAUCCGCCUGCUAAACAGCUCAUUUUGAAUAUCUGGGACUAACCAGUAGUGUCAAAUGAAAGUGAAUGAGGGGGGUCUAUAGCUCAACAA